AUGGCUGAAGCAUUCGUUGAGGAACAUUUCGCUCGUACGCAUACUAGAGAAAGUGAUGGAAGAUACACCGUUCGAUUACCUUUUCAUGAAUCUAAACCUAAGCUGGGUGAUUCGUACGAAACAGCAAGCAAGCGCCUAGAUCGACUACUAAUUGCAUUGGCUAAGAAUCCUUCCAAACGCGAACAGUACUUUCAGUUCAUGUCUGAAUAUAUAUCGUUGGGUCACAUGGAGGAAGUCAACGACGGUAGCAAAAACGGAUAUUUCAUUCCCCAUCACGCAGUAUACAAAGCAACAAGUUCCACUACGAAAACUCGCGUGGUGUUUGAUGCCUCGGCAAGCUCAAGCACAGGAGUGUCAUUAAACGAUAUCGUAAUGGUUGGACCGACAGUCCAGAGCGAUUUGCAGUCUAUCAUUUUACGUUUCUGUUCCCACCCUAUUGUCCUAACGGCAGAUAUAUCAAAAAUGUUCCGCCAGAUUUGGAUUCAUAAGGAUGAUCGCAAGUUCCAGAAAAUAUUGUGGGUGGAUGGUAAUGGAGACCGCAAGGUGUAUCAGUUAAAGACGGUUACCUACGGAGUAGCCAGCUCUCCUCAUCAUGCAACUAGAACAUUGGUACAGUUGGCGACAGACGAGGGCAAGGAUUAUCCGCUAGCCGAACAAGUGAUUAGAAACGAUAGCUAUAUCGAUGACUUUUUAACAGGAGGAAAAAAUGCUGAUGUUGUGGUAAACAUCUACAAUGAGUUGUCAGCGCUACUGAAACGUGGUGGUUUCAGUGCUCAUAAGUUUUGCUCUAAUGACCAGACUGUAUUAAGUAGAAUUCCAACGGAGUUGCAAGAGACGUUCGUAAGUUUUGAACACACAGGAAUAAAUAACACUAUACGAACACUUGGCUUGAUUUGGAAUCCCCGUGAUGAUUUCUUCACGUUUUUUGUUCAACCAGUUAACGAAGAAAUUUCAACUACUAAACGCAAGGUACUAUCUGACAUCGGUCGUCUAUUCGAUCCUCUUGGUUUUCUUGGACCGAUUAUCACAGCAGCCAAGUUAAUUAUGCAGGAUAUCUGGCGUCUUAGUUUGGAUUGGGACGAUGAGCUACCGGAAGAAGUUUUGCAGGAGUGGACUAGAUUCCGUUGUCAGCUGCCGAUCGUCAACGAAAUACGUAAACCAAGAUGCGUGGUCCUGAGUGAAACAAAACGGUUUGAAUUGCAUGGCUUUUCAGACGCUUCUAAGCGGGCCUAUGGUGCGGUAGUGUACAUCAGGUGUAUCGCAAUUGACGGAUCGAUUAGUAUAAACUUACUCGCAAGUAAAUCUCGCGUCGCUCCCAUAAAACCGAUUACAAUUCCUCGACUUGAAUUAUGUGGUGUCAAACUCCUAGCAGAACUUGUGACAAAAACUAUUUCAACGUUGAAUAUCAAAUUUGAUGAUGUGAAAUUAUGGUGUGACAGUUCCAUCGUUUUGUGUUGGUUGAAAAAACCACCUUCGACGCUGAAUCAGUUUGUUUCAAAUCGAGUAGCAGCAGUUGUUGAAAUGACUAAUGCGUUUCAAUGGCAGUACGUCCAAUCGGCUUUCAAUCCUGCUGAUGUGAUUUCAAGAGGUGCUUUCCCUGAGAAUUUAUUCAACAACGAGCUGUGGUGGAAUGGUUCACCGAAGUUACAACAACCGAUACCAAGAGCAGAUGAAUCUGAAAUUAUAAGAGAUUUACCAGAAAUGAAACCAGUCAAAACGCUAACAGUCAUAAAGAGAGCUUGGGUAUACGUACUAAGGUUCAUUGACCUUGUCAUUCGUAAAAAGCGUAACAUUAGUGUUAUUAAUGCUUUAGAGAUGACUAACGCUGAAAGGGCAAUAUUCGUGAUAGUUCAAGGAGAAGUGUUCAACGAUUUGUUAAGGGAACUACGAGUAAGUUCAACAAGGCGCCAUUGUCUAUUGAAUCUGGCACCGUUUAUUGGAGAAGAUGGACUAAUACGCUUAGGUGGACGAUUGAAGUAUUCAGCGAUUCCAUAUGAUGGAAGGCAUCAAAUACUACUUCCGGAGCGACACCAUGUCACGGAGACAUUGAUUCGACGACUUCAUGAAGAGCACUACCACGUUGGUCAAGGAGGCUUGUUAGCGAUCGUACGCGAACGUUACUGGCCACUGCGAGCUAAAUCAGCUAUCAGGAGAAUUAUUUCCAGAUGUCUAAAGUGUGCCAAGCACCAACCCAUUAUCGGCACCCAGUUUAUGGGUAACCUUCCGGCGUCUCGUGUGAAUCCUUCAGCGGUGUUUUCUAAGGUUGGGAUCGAUUAUGCUGGGCCGUUUCUGUUGAAACCUGAAAUGCGAAGUACGAAAUCAUUUAAAGCUUAA
Messenger RNA from Malaya genurostris, 2334 nucleotides. RefSeq lists its product as uncharacterized. The coding region runs from base 1 to 2334 and encodes 777 amino acids. NCBI's taxonomy places the organism in Eukaryota, Metazoa, Arthropoda, Insecta, Diptera, Culicidae. The transcript is spliced from 2 exons. The record is from RefSeq and is a predicted model, not a curated record.